AUGGAGAAUAAAAAGAACAUGCCAGCGACACAACAGCCUCUCACCCAACAGCAUUUAAUGGCCCAUCAUGUUCAUCCAGAUCACAUAUAUAAUUCGCAGCAGACGCAAUUGCCCACCCACAUAUCAACCCAAACCAGCCAAAUCCAACCAAACGGCGUCAUGCACCAACUUCUGCAAAGCCAAUAUCAAUUAAAUAUGAACGCGAGAUCACCGCUAUUAGAAAAUAGACACGAUUUAUACGGCACCGGGCAUAAUCAUGAAUUUGCGAGACAUUAUGGAGCUAACGAUAAUUACAAUUACCCACAGUCCCCACCUAGAGUAGAAAGGACGGAAGUCCACACCGACCAAAACGUUAACCACGAUUUACUACACAACAUCCCUAAAGGAUACAACGCCGAGGUUUAUCAGGAUUAUCUUAAACGUAACCCACCGAAAGAUACCAAUCAAAUAUACCAAAAUCAUCAACCAAUGUACAGGCCUAACGCGAACCAGUACGGCUCGAAGCCGUACCUUCCUUAUUCGAAUAGAAUAGGACCGCAAAGCAAUACAGAGCUGUUGCGAAGACAGUACAAUGAAAUUCAGCAGAUGAAGAUGCAACAACAGUUGCAUUACCAGAAUCAGGCUCAGAUGCACCAGCAGCAGAAAUUUGCUGAACGCCAACUGUUGCUUCAACAGAUUCAUGGAAUCCAACCGCCACCAAAUCUACAGAACAGCGUAUACUCCGACGGAUCUUAUAGGGACUUGGAUCGGUACAGCAGUAAAAACGACUUCAAGGAGUACGACCUACAAAGGGAUGUCGAAGAGUACGCUAAGAGUAACGAAUUCCGAGAGCCUGAUAAGCCGAUUAGGCAGUAUCAUGAUGCGCAGUGGCAGUCGAAUCAACCAUCUGAUUUUAGAGAGACAGAGCGCUAUAGAAAACACGAGGACGAUAAAGCUAAGAGUCAGUCACCGCCUUCUGAUUUCCACAAUCAAUCGCAGAAGUCUAAUGUUGGGGUAGUUUCACCAAUGAAGUCUAGCGAAUCCAGCAGCCCCAGUGUCAAGUCGCCGUCAUCCGAGAGCCGUAGAAGCAGCGGUGGCAAUCAAGCGCUACGCUCACCAAUCGCUCAAAGGAUACCGUCCGCUCCUGUCGCCAUGUCGGGUAUUUUAUAUAAACAAGGUUCGGACGGCCUCAAGGUUUGGAGAAAAAGAUGGUUCGUCUUGUCGGAGUACUGUUUAUUUUACUACAAAAGUCAAGACGAAGAGAAACUUUUGGGAUCGGUUCUACUUCCAUCGUACAAAGUAUCAGCAUGUACAGCCGAGGACAAGGUGUUGCGGAAAUUCGCAUUUAAAUUGGAACAUGCAAAUAUGCGUACCUAUAUAUUAGCAGCUUUGGACCAAGAAGCCAUGUUGAAAUGGGUGAAGGCAUUAACAAUGGCGGCACUAAUGCAAAAUCCUAUUGACCAGGCGCAAAAACAGAGUGAUCGAACAACUACCAAAAAUGAGGAUGGAGAAGAAGCAGGACCGACUUACGCAAAUGCCCCGCCCAAACCUAGAAGGUCGAACGAUGGAUAUAAUUCACCAAGCCCUGAUAUGUAUGAUCCCAACUAUGAUUUACUCAAAAAACCCGCAUCACACUACAGCCAAGGCACUAAUAAUACGCGUUAUCAAGACCAUACCAAUUAUCCAAGUAGUUCGAAUCAAGAAGCAACAUACAUACGCUCUCCACAGUCACCACCAGUCCAACAACCACCACAGUAUCAGACGAAACGGCCAUACGACACUCAUAAUCUGUCCUUACCGUUAACUAACACCAUAACGGAAAGACUCGAGAACAAUCAAUAUAGUUCGUCCAUGUAUAGAUCUAAUCCUCAAUCUCCUUACUUUGAAAAUAGGAAUAGAAAUCAACAGCAACAACAACAGACUGAAGAGCCGAAGCCGAAUAUGGGUCAUCUGUAUGAACAGAGAAUGCAGCGCAAUCCAUUCUUACAAGAUAUUCAGCAGAACGAAAGCCCCGCAAAGGACUGCGAUAUUCAAAACAUGAAUACUCCACUUUCAGAACAGAGUCGUCAAAAUUUAGGUUACAGUGAGACUUAUUCGGAAACGCGUACUGAAUCCACGCCCAACGCCAAUUCAAGUGCUUACAGCAAAGAUGUAUACGGUGAGUUAAAUAGACCGAGCCGAUCUGGCAGUACUGUAAAUGAACGAUUAAUAGAAAGGCGAACACCAGACACAUACGGCAGGGCGUCAAUUGCGACUUACAAUAAAGACAAAAUUGAAGACUAUGAGGACAUUUACUCAAACGAAAACGAAUAUGGUAAAACCUAUGUGAAGGCACCAAAGCAGUUUCAAGCUAAGGAUAAUGUUAGUAUAUCUAGUCACAAACAGGCUCAAGACCAGAUUUCCAAUCACACGCAAGAAAAGACGUUUAGUGGACCAGCUGUAUUAAGGCGAAAAAAGAUGCAAUCAAGUGGUAUCCAGCCACCAAUGCCACGGCCUCAUAGUGCAGACUUUUUAGAAUAUGAAUCUAAAUCAGAAACACAACAUAAACCGGCACCAGCUCGAACUUUAGGCGAUCCGACCCUUCAACCUCAGAGGCCUAAAUCCAGCCUCGAUAUUAAUUCAUAUUACGAUCCUAGUUCAGAUAGGUAUUAUUCCGAAGAGAGUUAUGCCGAGAAAAUGCGACAGUCUGCCCAAUAUUUGCAACAGCAGGCUAUUGGACCUCGUAAUAUUCAAAUUCCAUUGGCCAAAUAUGCUAGUGGUUUAGCCGAAAAACAACUGAACUCAGCAUAUUCCCAAAUCACUAAUAAUAAUUACGAGACUGAACUUGGAAUGAGUAGAAGCAGCCGGGAUAACGUAAGUUACAAUUCUAAAUAUAGUGAUAUUGAAGGUUUGAAUUCAAAUUGGACGUUGAGAGAGAAAGAAAGCCAAAAGGAUUACUUGAACAGAAGUGGCAGUGUUAUGAGUGACGGCUCCAAUGUUAGUGGAUAUGCCAAGGAAUCUAAUAGAUAUGACCCUAAUGCUGACGGAUUUAUGAGAUCAGCGAGUGCCCGUUUACCAUCGUCUACUUCAGAGAGAGAAGGCGAAAAGAAAAUACAACAGCGUGAGGAGUCAAUGAAGCGUCUUCUAGAAUGGAAGCAGCGGAUGUUGCAAAGCCCGCUAACGCGAAAAAGUACUCCGGCGACUAUUUCUUUAGCGCGAUCUCUAAAUCACAGCCGGCAGUCAUUGAGAUCCGAUCAGUACAAGCCAAAAACAUACACAAAUGCUUCUUACAACAGCUAUUCCUCCGAUGAUGAAGCUUCAACGACUAUGCCCGGCACGAAUACAGAAUCAGCUACUAAUAAUAACACUACUCCACAAACAUUAUCAAAGAAAGCUUUCUUAGGAAGCAAUACUUCAAUUGGACGAAAUAAUAGAGAUGCUAAUAUACCAGUUCGCGCUGUCAGUCCUAGAGUAAGAUGGGUGGAAGAGAAACAAUCAAAUGAUCAUUACAACUCUCAACAGUUGUCAACAUCUCAGCAAAAUUUGCACGCGCUAAAUACAACACAGGAUUCAUGGGCGACUGCAAGAUCACCUCCGAGAAAUUUACAACAACCAAUCAGUGCAGUCAGUCCCAGAAUUCGAAGGGACAUUACCAAUGAGGACUUGCGAAGGGAGGUGCAUCCAACGGGUCAAGGCGAUCAGAUAGGUGAAACUCCAACGGCCGGCGAACUCUUGGGCAGAACACACGAAGAGUUGGUGUUGCUCUUAAUACAAUUGAGGAGACGACACGCGGCGACACAUCGAUCUAUAGAGCAGUGCUGUGCACAAAUAAGUAGUAUAGAGGAUUGUCUCAGCUCUCUUAAAGCGAUGGAGCGGGAAGAAAGCUUGCAACGAUUGGAACAAUUGAAGAAACAACUCAUGGAUUUGGAGCAUCAGUACGAAAAGAGCAAACCUUUAGUGCACCUGGUUGACAAUAUGGUGAAACUGGGAUCACUUUACAAUAGACCUGGAUCGACGAUAGAGCGCUUAGAAAGAAAUCAGAGGCUAAGACAGAAAGUUCUGGCGGAACACGCUUUGGAACAGCAGCGGUGGUUGGAAAAUGCGGCCGCCGGUAAAUCCUUGGAAACUGAGGCUGCGAGGGCAAGAGUUGCGGAGCUAUGGGCGUUGGAGCAGGAGCUAGCUGACGAGGCGGCGAUUUUGCAAGGACUAAAGACAGACAAAGAUACAAUUGACACCCUAUUGACUGGGGUGCGCAGCAAACUAGAUAGUGUGCCUCGAGGUGAUAUGCAUGCUUACAACAAAAGCGGCGGCUUGGAGGCGGAAUUGACGCGCGUGCACGCCAUGUUGGCGCACAAUUCUAAGAAACUGGAGCAGACCGUGGCGGACAACGCGCGCUUGGAGAGCGAGUUGCAGCAGCUGCGGAGGGCGCUGCAGGCGCGCAGAAAGAACCCCCCCGCGCGCACCCCGCACGCCGCGCACCCCACCGCCCUGCUGGAGGACGAGGUUUCUCGCGUCCAACAUUUAGUGUCGGCGUUGCAGCGACAGAGGCAAGAAUUGUCGAGAGCAGUCCGCCAUCUCACUCAACAGUCGCGUGCUUUGCAGACCACUCACGAUUCCAUGCCAGGCAAACGUCGCCCAACGUCUUCGUGGCAGGAAACGAACUUGGACACGGGUCACACUGUGGAUCACGGACAAUCCGAGCUGGAAUACGAGGGGGGCGCUGCCCUAAGAGCGCCCGGUCACUACGAGCGGCGCCCCGUCGCCGUGCCGCUGUACGUCGACACGCGCGGCGCCUCAGAUCUCACCUCGCCAAUCACAAGCGAGGAGUUGCAGCACAAUGCCUUCAGCAACCUAUCCAACGUCGAAAAGCAGGAAAUAAAAACGGUCCGAAUCGUGAAAAGAGAGAGCGAGAGACGUCAGAGGGACAGAGAGCGCUCCCUUCAGCCGAUGUCCGAUUGGCCUGGGAAUAACAUAACAGCUAACCUCGACCAAUUCUUGGAGGAGGAAUUGGUCCAGCCCUCUAACUACACCAGGGCCUCGUCCCUCUCAAGGGCCGAUCACAGCAAAUACGAGGAAUACUACUCCAAGCCUUCGAACGUGGACCCGCCAAGCUAUCUCCGGUUGACCGAGAAGAACAUGGAGCUCAGCCCGAAGUUCCCGUCCAGCCCCUCGCUGUCGAACUACGAUUACUCGCGCGACGUCUCUUCUCUAAGCAGCAGCUACCACAUAAGCUACGACAGGUCCAAUUACGACCGCACCAUCUCGCUGUCCACCCAAUACCUGAACAGCCCAACCGACAGUUCUCGAACGCUGACCAACGACCCUCUGUCGAAAACCAGUAGUAUCGUCAGCCUAACUCGCUCAAAUAUGGAGCUGUCGCCCAUAUUCAAGAGCGAGGCCGCUAAGCAGAUCAUAACGGAGGUCUCCGACGGGCACAAGAACGGCUCUAUGCACAGGAGGCAGGUGCCAAAGGAGAAGAGGCGACACUACACCGCGCCACAUCACUUGAGUGCAAAGACUCUGAACGAAAUGCCGAAGGACGUCUUCAAUCAAGAUGCGGCGCAGCGUUCGCUGGACGACGCAGACAUGGAGCGGGCGUUGCGAGGCGCCGCACCGGACGUGGUGCGUUCCGCGCUGCCCACCCGCCGCGGGCCCGACUCCAUCGACCAGCUGCUCGCCGCGCCCCAGAAGAUCCUCAUCCCCGAGCGGUACAUACCGGAGAAGCCUCCCGAACUCUCGCCAGAAGAGCAACAAAAGCGUCAAGAGAAAGUUGAAUCCAUUAAAAAAAUGCUCACCGACUCUUCAGGUGAUUCCGCUAAGAGCCCGGCCGGCGAAGAGAAGAGGCAACGCGAGCAUUUGCUCCAGAUGAACCAGAUUCUCGCCAAGCAGGUCACCGAGAUGAGCAAAAUCAUAGCUGUGAGAGCAUUGGAAGAACUGCCGCUUCAAGAUUACGCCGAGGACUCUGAUGAUCGCUCUCCAGACGUAGAGUUGCCGAUUUACCAACAAAGGGACAACUACUUCACU
Molecule: messenger RNA, 5982 nt
Organism: Iphiclides podalirius (scarce swallowtail)
Lineage: Eukaryota; Metazoa; Arthropoda; Insecta; Lepidoptera; Papilionidae
Source: the annotation of a GenBank genome assembly